Molecule: messenger RNA, 1686 nt
Organism: Cebus imitator (Panamanian white-faced capuchin)
Lineage: Eukaryota; Metazoa; Chordata; Mammalia; Primates; Cebidae
Product: serine/arginine-rich splicing factor SR45-like
Exons: 2
Coding region: 391-735 (114 amino acids)
Source: RefSeq, a predicted model, not a curated record
UAGUUUUGAGUAUAAUGUUUAUUUCUAUAUUUAUGACCAAACACAGCCGCAAGGUCACUUGCGGGAGCAGCGCCACAGAGGAGGGAAGACUUCUGAGCCACGGUCAUAGCAGCCCUGUUUCCAAGCCCGCCCCCUUCCCCAUGCACAGGUGACACCAAAGGCCCCCAGCGCUGAGGGGCUGUGACUAAGCGCCACUGUGAGAAACUGCAGGGCAUUCCCCGGGUUUAUUAACAGGAACGUGACUGCACGCGCGGGGCCGACCCCCUUUUUCUCGGCGCUGAGGCCCGAACCCGGGUGCUGCGGUUAGAGGGUCACAAAGGUCAGCUGAAACCCGGACCACCGUCGAGAAGCCAGAAAGCCAAUGGAGAGUGACUUAACCCGACGACGGGAAUGAAACCGCGGCUACCUCUCCCGCACCCCAGAAAGACCCGGAGGCUCCCAAAGGACAGGGCUGGAACCCCGCCGAGAAAACGUCCGGGUGGCGGGCGAGCCCCGUCCACGCCCCUCAGCAGCGCGCCGCGGCCGCCGCAGUCUCCCUCCCGGGAUCACUCACCGCCCCAGGACCCAGCCAGGGAUGGAGAAGGAAGUGAGGCCUCUACCGCCGAGCCGCACCCGGCCCGCCGUCCCGAGGCCGUCCCUCCCAGAACUCGACCAGGAUUCGUGACAGGGCUGCGGGGACACAGGCUGAAAGAGCUGUCAGGUACCGCCGAGCCUUCUGGGAAACGUAGUCCCUAGCAAGAAGACCUCAACGGACUCGCAGCCGUGGAUGCACAGUUCCAAGCGCUGACAAGUGCUAAACCCAAUUCCCGAGCUUCCGCUCCCGGGAACCGCCUGUUAGGAGUGGAGGGUUCCCCCAGAGUGGCAUCUGCAGUCGUGAAUCCCCUGGCCUUCCCCGCCCCCCCGCGGAGCAACCUGGUGCCCACCCCGAGGUCUCCCGCCCUCUGGCACCUGGCCCCUCCCCAGCGCGGAGCAGCUCAGCCCUCGGGCCUUUGCGGCCUCUCUUCUGCCCAGCCUUCCACCCCAUCUCGGCGACCGGAGCCUGCAGGGUGUUUGCAUGGCGAGGUCCCAGGCCAACUCUUAACUGGACAUAAGAACGGCCCAGCAGAAGCCCUGAGUAGAAAACAGAUGUUCCGAAUCCUUCCCUUGGCAUCGAACUCCCAGGACUGUCUGGUUGGUUGCCAGAGGAGGCGGGCGAGGGUGCCAAGUAUUCUGGGAAAUGUGCUAUGGGCUUCAAACUGGGAGCUCCUGGGUCUCCUGUGAGAGCCAGAGGUCACUUUGGGUGGGCCCCUAGCUAAAAAAUAAUAAAGCCUUUCCUUAAAGUGAAGAAAAUGAGCCUGUCUACUCUGUUGAUUCAGUGCAAUUUAGAAAAAGAAAAGAACAUUUGGGAUGGACUAUAAAACGCUUAGAAUUGCUAGCCAUAGAGCUAAUGUCGAAGAUCCCUUUGAUGCCAAUUCCACCAUUCCUUCAACACACAUAGGGUGCAUUUUCCAAUGGAUAUUUGUUGGGAACGUUCUAUACUUAAGAUCGUUCUGGGAACUGUGGUUACUUGGGAAUCAUAUAUAACCACUGCCUUCAUGAAGCCCACAGCCCAAAAGGGGAGAUAAACCAUAAAAGGUAUCAAAAUCCCAAGUAAUAUUUUGUCUUUUCCUUUUUUCUGAAGAGCUGGGAGAGCAAAAACCAAUUUUU